Messenger RNA from Chenopodium quinoa (quinoa), 1581 nucleotides. RefSeq names its product glucan endo-1,3-beta-glucosidase 14-like. Bases 150 to 1358 code for a protein of 402 amino acids. The transcript is spliced from 3 exons. Lineage: Eukaryota; Viridiplantae; Streptophyta; Magnoliopsida; Caryophyllales; Amaranthaceae. Gene Ontology annotation, molecular function: hydrolase activity, hydrolyzing O-glycosyl compounds. Gene Ontology annotation, biological process: carbohydrate metabolic process. Gene Ontology annotation, cellular component: plasma membrane. The record is from RefSeq and is a predicted model, not a curated record.
ACAAAAUAUCCAUAAGUUCCAACUUCUUAAUUGCAUUUCAUCAAAGAAACCUCUUCUUAGCUCCUAUGUUCAAUAUUAUAACUUAGACUUCCUUGAUUAUUCCCACAUGCCUUUAAAACGUUACAAAUAAACACUUCUUCUAUUUAUACAUGGAAUGGUUUAUCAAUAGUGUUAAUCACAAGCCCUUCAAUCAAAUGGGGUUCAUUUCUUGCUUCCUCUUUUCCCUCGCUUUCUUUUCUCAUCAUGCUCUAACGGCAAAUGCAUUCACUGGAACAUACGGUGUAAACUACGGAAGAAUAGCCGAUAACCUACCACCACCGGAAAGUGUAGUAACCCUCCUCAAAGCCGCGAAAAUAAAGAACACAAGAAUUUACGACGCUGAUCAUAGUGUCCUAACCGCGUUUGCAAAUAGUGGAAUUGAAAUAAUAGUAGGACUAGGGAACGAAUUCUUGAAGGACAUAGCCGCAAAUGGAGAACGCGCCGUAGAUUGGAUCAAAGAGAACAUAGAACCAUUUGUUCCCAAGACUAGAAUCGUUGGAAUCGCGGUAGGUAACGAAAUUUUAGGCAGCACGGGCGGGCAAGACCUAUGGGAAGCCUUAGUACCCGCGGUAAAAAACAUGUACCUAGCCCUCGAACGCCUUCAACUAGCCAAUUCAAUACAACUCUCUAGCCCUCACUCGGAGGCCGUGUUUGCCACGUCCUUCCCUCCCUCGUCGGGGGCAUUUAGGGAAGAAAUUAUGCCUUACAUGAGACCACUCUUACAAUUUUUCUCCCAAGUUGGCUCCCCUUUUUACAUAAAUGCCUACCCUUUUUUAGCCUACAUUAGUGAUCCUACACAUAUUGAUGUUAACUAUGCCCUAUUUAAGAAAAACCCCGGGAUUUUCGACACAAAGACGAGACUUCAUUAUGAUAACAUGUUCAUGGCACAAAUCGAUGCAGCUUAUGCAGCACUAGAGAAGGUAGGGUAUACCAAGAUGGAGGUGAUCGUGUCCGAGACCGGGUGGGCUUCCAAGGGGGAUCCGAAUGAAGUCGGAGCUACGUUGAAAAAUGCUAGGACGUACAAUUAUAAUCUAAAGAAGUUGUUGUACAAGAAGAAAGGAACUCCUUACAAACCUCAUACACCUAUUAAGGCAUAUAUUUUUGCCUUGUUUAAUGAAAAUUUGAAGCCUGGACCUACUUCUGAGAGAAACUUUGGGUUGUUUAAGCCUGAUGGUAGCGUUGCUUAUCAUAUUGGUUUUACUGGGAUUAAUUCAGCUCCUUCAUUAAAGGCACUUGGAGCACAAGGGUGGUUUGGAUGCUCCUACUUGUUUCUAAUUACAAUAUGCACGGCAUCAAUACUUUUGAAUGUAAUCUCCUAAUUUUUUGGGGAUUUUUUUUUAUUAUUUAUUAUUAUUUGUGUAGCCUGUUAUAUAUGUGUACAUGGAGAACUUUAGAGCUAAUGCAAUUUUAUAAAGUGUGUAUGAAAUUAAUUCUUUGUACAAAUAUACCAAAUUUCAUAAUUUAAUUCUGAACGGCCUGACUAGUGCUGACUUUGAUUAAAGAAAUUUCUGUGUGUAUACCCCUCCCCAACUUCUAAAGAAC